This is a messenger RNA of Lytechinus pictus (painted urchin), 2157 nucleotides long. RefSeq lists its product as uncharacterized. Gene Ontology annotation, molecular function: nucleic acid binding; G protein-coupled receptor binding; zinc ion binding. The record is from RefSeq and is a predicted model, not a curated record. NCBI's taxonomy places the organism in Eukaryota, Metazoa, Echinodermata, Echinoidea, Temnopleuroida, Toxopneustidae. Gene Ontology annotation, biological process: G protein-coupled receptor internalization; signal transduction. Gene Ontology annotation, cellular component: cytoplasm. The transcript is spliced from 9 exons. Bases 1 to 2157 code for a protein of 718 amino acids.
AUGGCGGCUGAUGCUGGGCGGGAGCCCCGGGACCUUCCCGGGACUUCAGCCCAACAACCCUCGGGUUUUCUACCUACCCGAGUUCAGGUCCUUAUUAAUCCUAAUGUUACCCCACCCGCCCAUCUCGAUUUCUCACUUGAGGGUGUGAAUUAUCGCGUCUUCGUUUCAACUGACGAAAUUCGAUGCUUUGAAUGUGGGGAAAUGGGUCACCUUAGCCGGACCUGUAAAAAGACAGACUGUCAAGGUCUUACCGAGAGAGUAUCGGAUAGGGGCAAGGUAGGUCCAAAACAUCAACCAAAGGGAUUUAAAUCUCAUAUCACGAAUAAUGUGCCUCUUAAUGUAGAGCCCGUUCAUGGGCAGAAACAGAACAUCCUCCCAGAAAGGCCCUCAAAUCACGCCAAUUCUGUCGGUUCUGAGGGGUCCUCUGAGAUAAACGAGUCGAAUACCCCCAAAUCGCCAAAGUCCUCAGAACCACUGUUACCUUUUCCUCCACCACCCACUAGACUUUUUUCUGAUAUUGUUGCUAAAAGGAAAAGAACUCCUUCAAAAUCUUCUCCUGACACCCCGAUUCUUACUCCCCUCACUUCGAAAACUCCACCAAGGAAAAUGAGGAAAUCACCCCCCUCUACACCUAUUUCAACAGGCCCCCCUCCUUCACCUGUCCUCCUGUCCUCUCCUGCCCCAUCGUCACCUAACACCUGGUCCUCUUCAGCUCCGCCCCCACCCGGCAUCCAAUCCUCUUCAGUUCCACCCUUCCCCGCCUUUCAGCCCUCUUCAGUCACUCCCUCCCCCGUUAUCCAGUUCUCUUCAGCUCCUUCCUCCCCAAACCCUUCCACCCCUUCUUCGUUGUGGGAUGACACCCUGUCUGACGACGAUUCGGUCGAUUGGGCGUCAUCUUUUCCGUCAAAAGGCAGCACGGUCUUCCCUGCACGGCUCUUCGUGUGUCGAAUCACGCUCAUUAAGCACAUCAUUGACCCCUUCAACGGCAAGUGGCGCACAGUUGACAGCCUUCAACUCCAUCCAGCCUACGAUGCAAGUCGUCAACGCCUCUCUCGACUCGAAAAAAAGUCUUCUUCUUCUUCUUCUUCUUCUUCUUCUUCUUCUUCUUCUUCUUCUUCUGCUUCUUCUUCUUCUUCUCCUUCUUCUUCUUCUUCUUCUUCUUCUUCUUCUUCUUCUUCUUCUUCUUCUUCUUCUUCUUCUUCUUCUUCUUCUUCUUCUUCUUCUUCUUCUUCUUCUUCUUCUUCUUCUUCUUCUUCUUCUUCUGCUUCUUCUUCUUCUUCUUCUUCUUCUUCUUCUUCUGCUUCUUCUUCUUCUUCUGCUUCUUCUUCUUCUCCUUCUUCUUCAGCUUCUCCUCCUUCUUCUACUUCUUCUUCUUCUUCUGCUUCUUCUUCUUCUUCUGCUUCUUCUUCUUCUUCUUCUUCUUCUUCUUCUUCUUCUUCUUCUUCUUCUUCUUCUUCUUCUUCUUCUUCUUCUUCUUCUUCUUCUUCUUCUUCUUCUUCUGCUUCUUCUUCUUCUUCUUCUUCUUCUUCUUCUUCUGCUUCUUCUUCUUCUUCUGCUUCUUCUUCUUCUCCUUCUUCUUCAGCUUCUCCUCCUUCUUCUGCUUCUUCUUCUUCAUCUUCCUCCUCCUCCUCAUCUUCGCACCAGCACUAUGCGUUGGCUGUGCCUCGCCUGCGCGUGAUGUCGACCCAAAAAAUCACGACAUAUCUCGGCAAAAGAGAUUUUGUCGACCAUCAAACACACAUCGAUCCAAUUGAUGGUGUGGUAUUAGUAGACCUAGACUACUUAAAGGAGAGGAAAGUCUUUGCCCAUGUGCUAGCAGCAUUCCGCUAUGGCCGGGAGGAUCUGGAUGUCCUUGGGCUUACCUUCAGGAAGGAUCUGUACUUAGCUUCGGUCCAGGUCUACCCCAAGCCCACAGAGGAGGAGAGACCGCUUACUAGACUCCAAGAGAGGCUUAUCAAGAAACUAGGGUCCAAUGCAUAUCCGUUCUACUUCGAACUGCCGGUCAAUUCCCCAUCAUCGGUCACACUUCAGCCCGCACAGGGCGACACAGGCAAGCCAUGCGGUGUGGACUACGAACUCAAAACAUAUGUUGCAGGAUACUCCCCAGGGAGUGGAGAUGGUGCUCCUUAUUUGUGGAACAGUGAUGGAUUACAAUGA